CGUUACAGAUCAAACGUCCCCAGUCUGUCAGUGACAGGAGCAGAAAGAAGCUAGUACUGACAUGAUGUCAUAGAUGACCAUGGGAGGGGUUCACUCAACUUGAAGCUGUUGCUCAUGCUGGCUACAAACAGUUGAUAGAUGACCAUUUUGACCUUCUUCUAUAGGAUAAUUGUGAUUGCGAUCAAUUUCAGUCACCUGUUCCAGACCCUUGUCGAAAAUAAAAGCUGAACUACAGACUUCAGUUGCAUCUCAAACUAUACCCUAUUCCCUAUAUAGUGCACUACUUUUGACCAGGUUAGCCGGAGGGUGCACAGUGCAAUAAAUAGAGAAUAUGGGACUCUUUUGCUCCAUCACUCUUAUGCUCAGCUUAUAGAAGGAGUAUAUGGUUAAUAAUACUAGCACGUUAGAUGCUAGAGCUCAUUUCUCCCUUUGCCGUAUCCCACUAACCAACAUCUGGCUGUGUGCUAAAUCACUGACAACAGCAAUAAGGUGUUGACGUCAUCGCCUGUUUUGUACUGUAUAGCUAUAGUAAUGUAACACGGCAUACCCCCACCCAGCCAGGGGUUUAUGGAGUGGACAGUGUCUUUAUGAGAGAGGGCUGUGUUAGGGAGUGAACAGAGCUGUGUUAUGGAGUGGCGUGGCGUGGACAGAGGUGUGUUAUGGAGUGGCGUGGCGUGGACAGAGGUGUGUUAUGGAGUGGCGUGGCGUGGACAGAGGUGUGUUAUGGAGUGGCGUGGACAGAGGUGUGUUAUGGAGUGGCGUGGCGUGGACAGAGGUGUGUUAUGGAGUGGCGUGGCGUGGACAGAGGUGUGUUAUGGAGUGGCGUGGACAGAGGUGUGUUAUGGAGUGGCGUGGCGUGGACAGAGGUGUGUUAUGGAGUGGCGUGGACAGAGGUGUGUUAUGGAGUGGCGUGGUGUGGCGUGGACAGAGGUGUGUUAUGGAGUGGCGUGGCGUGGACAGAGGUGUGUUAUGGAGUGGCGUGGCGUGGACAGAGGUGUGUUAUGGAGUGGCGUGGUGUGGACAGAGGUGUGUUAUGGAGUGGCGUGGCGUGGACAGAGGUGUGUUAUGGAGUGGCGUGGCGUGGACAGAGGUGUGUUAUGGAGUGGCGUGGCGUGGACAGAGGUGUGUUAUGGAGUGGCGUGGACAGAGGUGUGUUAUGGAGUGGCGUGGCGUGGACAGAGGUGUGUUAUGGAGUGGCGUGGCGUGGACAGAGGUGUGUUAUGGAGUGGCGUGGCGUGGCGUGGACAGAGGUGUGUUAUGGAGUGGCGUGGCGUGGCGUGGACAGAGGUGUGUUAUGGAGUGGCGUGGCGUGGACAGAGGUGUGUUAUGGAGUGGCGUGGAGUGAACAGAGGUGUGUUAUGGAGUGGCGUGGAGUGGACAGAGCUGUGUUAUGGAGUGGCGUGGUGUGAACAGAGGUGUGUUAUGGAGUGGCGUGGAGUGAACAGAGGUGUGUUAUGGAGUGGUGUGGCGUGGACAGAGCUGUGUUAUGGAGUGGCGUGGCGUGGACAGAGGUGUGUUAUGGAGUGGCGUGGAGUGAACAGAGGUGUGUUAUGGAGUGGCGUGGAGUGAACAGAGCUGUGUU
This is a messenger RNA of Oncorhynchus keta (chum salmon), 1582 nucleotides long. RefSeq lists its product as uncharacterized. NCBI's taxonomy places the organism in Eukaryota, Metazoa, Chordata, Actinopteri, Salmoniformes, Salmonidae. The record is from RefSeq and is a predicted model, not a curated record. Bases 628 to 1569 code for a protein of 313 amino acids. The transcript is spliced from 5 exons.